UUUGGUGCAAAGGCUGCUUGUGUCUCGUUACAGUCGGAAUUGCAGCAGAAAUUGUCGAUAAAAUGUACCUAAAAUCGAAGAAAAAUAAGAUGAAAUUUGAUGUAAUACAAAGUGGUGUAUACGAGAAUUAAAAAAAAAGACGAGAAAAAAAGAAGAGGAGAAGAAACGGUAGCCAUUACUCGUGCGUGUGUGCUUUGUGUAUCCUCGUACUGGAACACGGAUAACGGAAAGAAGAAUCUUCUAAUUCGUUUUUAAUAAAAUAAUACAAAUAAGAAGAAGAAAUAGCAAAACUCUCAACAAACGGAGAAAAUAAAUUGAAAAUUUAAUUUAAUUUUCGGAAGUAACUGCGUUCACAUUACAGAAUUCACUCGAAAUUAUGGUUACUCGGAUUAUGCCAAUUUUCGUCGUAAGCUAGCAAGACACUCGCGUGUGGGGGCUUCUUGCUUACUAAUUGGAGACUCGUUUGAGAGUCAGGUGGACGUUCUCGGUGAAGAAGAAGACGGAAAAAGGAUUGUUCAAGCCCCCGCGCAAAUGAUUAUGUCGUCGGUGUCAGUAAAUGAAGAAUGAAGAAGCAAAAUGUUCGGACGAUUUCCUUAAUCGUUUGUACAUUUACAUAUUUGUUGGUGGGCGCAGCCCUCUUCGACAAACUUGAAAGUGAUACAGAACGGAAGCGCUUCGAGGCGUUGCAACAGGUGGAAAAUAAAAUAAUAAAGAAAUACAAUAUAACGGAGGACGAUUUCAAGAUCAUGGAAUUGGUGGUGCUCAAACUGGAGCCGCACAAGGCGGGACAACAGUGGAAAUUCACGGGCGCAUUUUACUACGCCACCACAGUGCUCACCACCAUCGGCUACGGGCACUCCACUCCGGCCACUGUCGGCGGCAAAUUGUUUACCAUGUGUUACGCCAUGGUGGGCAUCCCCCUAGGAUUAGUUAUGUUCCAAAGUAUUGGUGAACGUGUGAAUAGACUGAGCAGCUUUUUGAUACAACAAGUGAAAAAGUCACUUAAGCAUAAGCAUACACAAGCAUCGGAACUCGAUCUAAUUUGUGUUGUAACAACACUGAGUUCGUUAACGAUAGCGGGCGGUGCAGCGGCAUUCUCGAAAUUCGAGGGCUGGAGUUAUUUCGACUCCGUCUACUAUUGUUUCAUAACACUAACAACAAUAGGUUUCGGUGACAUGGUUGCCCUACAAAAAGACAACGCAUUAAAUAGUAGACCAGAAUACGUAGUAUUUGCAUUAGUAUUCAUAUUGUUCGGUUUGGCUAUCGUAGCUGCUUCGUUAAAUUUAUUGGUACUUAGAUUCGUAACGAUGAACACAGAAGACGAACGUCGCGACUUGCAGGCAGAAAUGCAGGCGUUACAGGUGGCCGUGAAGCUAGAGGGCGACGUCAUUACAGCGAACGACUCUUCGACCCAAAUACAUCGAAUUGGCACGGAAACAGCGAGUUUGGAUGGCGAAAAUGCCUCAAUUUGCUCCUGUCACUGUGCGUGUUUCUCUGCUAGUCGUCAUCGAAAACACAAAUUCCAUGUGCGACACUCCCCUAAUCAUAAUAUGAAGAAUUUAUUACCUCCAGCAAUGCCAAUGCACGACUUUACAAGUUACCAGAAUCCACAUUUAAUUUUACAACCGCAAACGUUGCCAACAGAUCUUCCACCACUUUAUCAACCACAACACAGGGCUUCAAUAUGAUACCAUCAC
Messenger RNA from Culicoides brevitarsis, 1697 nucleotides. RefSeq names its product two pore potassium channel protein sup-9 (gene Task6). NCBI's taxonomy places the organism in Eukaryota, Metazoa, Arthropoda, Insecta, Diptera, Ceratopogonidae. Gene Ontology annotation, molecular function: outward rectifier potassium channel activity; potassium ion leak channel activity. Gene Ontology annotation, cellular component: plasma membrane. The coding region runs from base 564 to 1688 and encodes 374 amino acids. The record is from RefSeq and is a predicted model, not a curated record. The transcript is spliced from 7 exons. Gene Ontology annotation, biological process: potassium ion transmembrane transport; stabilization of membrane potential.